AUGGGGGACAAGCCACAAGAGUUUAAAGCCGGGAUCAUGGACCGCAAACGGUCGCCCAACCGCCUGGUUGUGGACGAGGCCCUGAACGACGACAACUCGGUCGUGGCGCUGAGCAUGGCCAAGAUGGAAGAGCUUGAGCUCUUUCGGGGCGACACGGUGCUGCUCAAGGGGAAAAAGGGCCACGAGACGGUCUGUGUCGUGCUCCAGGACGACACAGUAGACGACCACAACGUCCGCAUGAACAAAGUCGUGCGCAAGAACUUGCGCGUGCGGCUGGGCGACGUCGUGGGCAUCCACACAUGUGGCGACGUGCCCUACGGCAAGCGCAUCCACGUGCUGCCCAUUGACGACACGAUCGAGGGUGUGACGGGCAACUUGUUUGACGUGUACCUCAAGCCCUACUUUGUCGAAGCCUAUCGCCCCGUGAAAAAAGGCGACCUGUUUCUGGUCCGCCAGGCCAUGCACCCCGUGGAGUUCAAGGUAGUCGAGACCGAGCCAGGGCCCUAUUGCAUUGUUGCCCCGGACACGAUCAUCCACUGCGAAGGCGAACCCGUUCGACGCGAAGACGAAGAGAAGAUGGACGAAGUCGGGUACGACGACAUUGGCGGCUGUCGUCGCCAAAUGGCGCAGAUUCGGGAAAUGAUUGAGCUGCCGCUGCGUCAUCCGCAGCUGUUUAAGACGCUUGGGGUGAAACCCCCUCGCGGAGUCUUGCUCUAUGGCCCUCCUGGGUCGGGCAAGACGCUGAUUGCUCGGGCCGUAGCGAACGAGACGGGCGCUUUUUUCUUCCUGAUCAAUGGCCCCGAGAUCAUGUCGAAAAUGGCGGGCGAGUCGGAGAGCAACCUGCGAAAAGCGUUCGAAGAGGCUGAAAAGAACGCUCCGGCGAUCAUUUUCAUUGACGAGAUCGACUCGAUUGCGCCCAAGCGUGAAAAGACCAACGGGGAAGUGGAGCGCCGGAUUGUGUCGCAGUUGCUCACGCUGAUGGAUGGUCUCAAGCAGCGUGCGAGCGUUGUGGUGAUUGGCGCGACAAACCGGCCGAACAGUAUGGAUCCUGCUCUACGUCGUUUCGGCCGGUUUGACCGUGAGAUCGACAUUGGUGUGCCGGACGAGAACGGCCGUCUCGAGAUUUUCCGCAUUCAUACGCGCAACAUGAAGCUGGACGACGACGUGGACCCGGAGCUCAUUGCUCGUGACACUCAGGGUUUUGUCGGUGCUGAUAUGGCUGCGUUGUGUACAGAAGCUGCGCUACAGUGUAUCCGCGAAAAGAUGGACGUGAUUGACAUUGAGGAUGAGACCAUUGACGCUGAAAUCCUUGAUGCCAUGUCGGUUACACAGGCUCACUUUAAGUAUGCUCUUGGUGUCUCGAAUCCGUCCUCGCUGCGCGAGACGACAGUGGAGGUACCGACAGUUACGUGGAAGGAUAUUGGUGGCCUUGAGGGCGUCAAGCGGGAGCUACUGGAGCUGGUGCAGUAUCCGGUAGAGCACCCGGAAAAGUUUGAAAAGUAUGGUCUGAGUCCGUCUAAGGGCGUUCUAUUUUACGGUCCACCAGGGUGCGGAAAAACGCUACUGGCCAAGGCCGUGGCAAACGAAUGCCAGGCUAACUUUAUCUCAAUCAAGGGUCCCGAGCUUUUGACCAUGUGGUUCGGUGAAUCCGAGGCCAACGUACGUGAGGUAUUUGACAAGGCCCGAGGUGCCGCUCCGUGCGUAUUAUUUUUCGACGAACUGGAUUCUAUCGCUCAGCAGCGUGGCAGUAGUUCCGGCGAUGCUGGCGGUGCUGGCGACCGUGUGAUGAACCAACUGUUGACGGAGAUGGAUGGUAUGGGUGCGAAGAAGAACGUCUUUAUUAUUGGUGCCACGAAUCGUCCUGAUAUCAUUGAUCCAGCUCUCAUGCGUCCGGGUCGUCUGGACCAGCUGAUCUUCAUUCCCAUGCCUGACUUUGAUUCGCGUUUGAGCAUUCUGCGGUCUGUGCUACGCAAGAGCCCUGUGUCCAAGGAUGUGGAUCUCAACUUCCUUGCCCAGCAAACAGACAAGUUCUCGGGUGCCGACCUCACCGAGAUCUGCCAGCGUGCUGCCAAGUUGGCGAUUCGCGAGAGCAUUGCACGUGACAUGGAACGCGACCGUCUCCGCGCCGAGGCUGGUGACGAAAUGGAAGAUAUUGAAGAGGAGGACCCAGUGCCCGAAAUUACGCCGCGCCACUUUGAGGACGCCGUGCGCAACGCGCGUCGCUCGGUCAGCGACCGCGACUUGGCGCAGUACUCGACUUUUGCACAGACGCUGCAACAGGCGCGCUCGCAUGUGACUGCGGGCGGAACUUCACUGGCCAACUUUUCGUUUCCUGGUCGCAAUGUCAGUGCGAGCACUGGCGGUGGUGCCGCCGUGGCUGCUGGCGAAGAAGAUGAGGAGGAUCUAUACAGCUAG
Messenger RNA from Hyaloperonospora brassicae, 2415 nucleotides. The record is from the annotation of a GenBank genome assembly. NCBI's taxonomy places the organism in Eukaryota, Oomycota, Peronosporomycetes, Peronosporales, Peronosporaceae.